Molecule: messenger RNA, 1254 nt
Organism: Coniophora puteana RWD-64-598 SS2
Lineage: Eukaryota; Fungi; Basidiomycota; Agaricomycetes; Boletales; Coniophoraceae
Product: carbohydrate esterase family 16 protein
Exons: 5
Coding region: 1-939 (312 amino acids)
Source: RefSeq, a predicted model, not a curated record
AUGUCUGGCUCGAAAAUUCUACAGGUCGGCGCGCACUGGCCAGGCAUAGACCAAAUCAAGCACCUGGUGAUCUUCGGAGAUUCGUACUCCACCGUCGGUUAUGACACCAGCAUGCCCCACCCAACGCACAAGAACCCGCUGGGAGUUGUGUUCCCCGGACGCACGUACAACGAGCGCGACAAGCCGAACUGGGUGGGGCACCUCAUUCAGUCGUACCGCAAGAAGACGAAAUCGCACAAACUCGUGUACGACUACGCAAGUGGUGGAGACACGGUUGGCGGAAUGCGGAGGCAGGUCGAGAACGAGUUCGUGCGGGAUGUAGGGCAGCGGCCGGAGUGGGCGCCGUGGACGAGCGACGAUACGCUGUUUGUGAGCUGGAUUGGCAUCAACGACUGCGCCUACGGGGGCGAGUUCAAUACCCAAAUUGACACGCUCAUGCAGCUCCAAGAAACCCUCUACACUUCCGGCGCGCGCAACUUCCUGUUCAUCGACGUCCCGCCCAUGGAGCGCUCACCAGCCGCAUCCGCCGCAGUCGCCUCCAAAACCCCCGGCUUCGAUUCAGCCACAAUCCGAUGGAACACUCUCCUCGCCUGUUCAGCCUCGCAUUUCGCGCAGGCCCACCCGGGUGACACAACCGUGCUCCUCUUCUCAGCACACGACGUCCUCACGCGCGUGCUCGACGACCCGCGCGCGCACGGCUUUCGCGGCGGCAGCGCAGACACGUCGAAGGCGGGCGGGCGGAUCUGGUCCGACAGGCUGCAUGUUACGAGCGCAGUACACGGGGUCGUCACGAGGGAGCUGCAGUCGUUCUUGGACGCUGUCCAGGCGAGCGAGUCCAAGUAUGGAAGUGGAACGGCGGCGGGCAAGCGUCGUCGGACUUGGUUCGGUCUGCUGGGUGGUAUUAAGCUGCCUGCGAGGCUGAGGACGAGGUCUGCUUGAUUUGUCUGUUAUUCGGGACAACACAACGGACGUCAGUGCCAUUCUUGGCCUGGCAUGGAAGCAAAUCGCCAGAGACGCGAGGGUAGCGCAGGUCUCGCUGCCAUAAGAGGAGGGCGGGACAUGAGAGGCACGAGAAAGGGCGAACGUUUUACAUUUCAAUGGCGGGACAAGUUCGCAGACUUCGAAAUUAAUUCCGGAAACCUCAACCAGCUCAGGCUCGACCCGUUUCCCAUGAUGACAUCUGCAUUUUCUAAAUACUCGUAGGAUAAUACAAGCUCAAUAACUAUAACCGAUUUCGCCAAUUUCAGAACCAAG